This is a messenger RNA of Elephantulus edwardii (Cape elephant shrew), 972 nucleotides long. RefSeq names its product solute carrier family 35, member A4 (gene SLC35A4). Gene Ontology annotation, cellular component: Golgi membrane. The record is from RefSeq and is a predicted model, not a curated record. Gene Ontology annotation, biological process: pyrimidine nucleotide-sugar transmembrane transport. The transcript has a single exon. Lineage: Eukaryota; Metazoa; Chordata; Mammalia; Macroscelidea; Macroscelididae. Gene Ontology annotation, molecular function: pyrimidine nucleotide-sugar transmembrane transporter activity. The coding region runs from base 1 to 972 and encodes 323 amino acids.
AUGAGUAUAGAGGAGGGGGGUCUGGCAGGCCUGGGCCGUCCCAGGCAAGCCCGCUGGAUCUUGAUGCUGCUCCUGUCCACUACUAUGUAUGGUGCCCAUGCUCCAUUGCUGGCACUGUGCCAUGUGGACGGCCAAGUGCCCUUUCGGCCCUCCUCAGCUGUCCUCCUGACUGAGCUGAUCAAGUUGCUGUUGUGCGCCUUCUCCCUCCUGGUAGGUUGGCAGACAUGGCCCCAGGGGACACCACCCUGGCGCCAGGCUGCCCCCUUUGCCCUGUCAGCCCUGCUUUAUGGCGCUAACAACAACCUAGUGAUUUACCUUCAACGUUACAUGGACCCUAGCACCUACCAGGUACUGAGCAAUCUCAAGAUUGGAAGCACAGCUCUCUUCUACUGCCUCUGCCUCCAACACCGCCUCUCCGCGCGACAGGGACUAGCAGUGCUGCUGCUAAUGGCAGCAGGGGCCUGCUACGCAGCUGGUGGCCUCCAAGACCCCCGGAUCACCUAUCCUGGGCCCCCUGCAGUAGCUGCUGCUGCCCCUAUGCCCCUGCACAUCACCCCACUGGGACUGUUGCUCCUCAUCCUUUAUUGCCUCAUCUCAGGCUUGUCAUCUGUGUACACAGAGAUGCUCAUGAAACGCCAACGGCUACCCCUGGCACUUCAGAACCUCUUCCUCUAUACUUUCGGUGUGCUCCUGAAUCUAGGUCUGCAUGCAGGCAGUGGCCCUGGCCCUGGCCUCCUGGAGGGUUUCUCAGGCUGGGCAGCACUCGUGGUGCUGAGCCAGGCACUCAAUGGACUGCUCAUGUCAGCUGUCAUGAAGCAUGGCAGCAGCAUCACGCGCCUCUUUGUUGUGUCCUGCUCACUGGUGGUCAACGCUGUGCUCUCAGCAGCCCUGCUGCAACUGCAGCUCACAGCCGCCUUCUUCCUGGCCACACUGCUCAUUGGCCUGGCUGUGCGUCUCUACUAUGGCCGUUAG